UAACCCUAAAGGCGGCGCCUUCCCGGUCACGCCCUAUAAAUUGGCCUACCGCAGGUCAAUCCGGCACAGAACUGUUCCAACGGCCGUUGUCGUAGCGACUCGUCUACUCCGCUCCAAACACAAAUCCAACGAAAAUGAAGGUCGCCGUCCUGAUGUGCCUCUUGGGUGUUGCCCUUUGCGCUCCUCAGCUGCCCCUAGACUCCGAUGAGGUCGAAUCAGUGGAGCCCUACGACUUCGGCUUCGUUGUCGAGGACGACGAGAACACCGUGUACUCCAACCGCCAGGAGACCCAGGACGUGCAGGGUGUCGUCCAGGGCGAGUACUCCUGGGUCGCUGCCAACGGCAUCCGUUACAUCACCUCUUACACCGCCGACGCCGCCAACGGCUUCAACGCCGUCACCCGCGAGGAGCAGACCGGCAUUGAAAUCAAGCUUCCCGAACCCUACGAUUCCGACGAGAGGGCCUAAGGAACUCGUCUCACCUCCUGUGAACACGUCUGAGAUGAGAACUGCAACUAACAGGAAUCAACGAGCUUUCCCUCCUCUCUUCACGAAGCUCAUCUGUUUUUCCAACGAAUGUCUCUUUCUGCCGUCUUGCUAAAGGCUUCCCAUUUCCUCCCUUCAUGAAGCUCAUCUGUUUCUGUGAUCUUACUGGGACUGUCUCUUUCCCGCCUUUUUUAUCUAUGAAUUUCCACUCCCUCUCCACCUCGACUUCUUUUCGCUGGCGUGCCAUGAUUUCUGUGAUAUUCUCAGAAAUGUAUUUAUACUUAACUUUAUGAAUUUACUCAUAAGCCCUACAUUCUAUUACAGAGAAUGAAAACCCUAUCUCUCUCACUCUCUCUCCCUGCUAAGCUAUCAGUCGGUUGUGAUUCAUAAGCUUUGAAAUACGGUGCUCGGCAUCCACUAUUCUAUGAAGGAAAAGACGUUGCUUGUAUAUAAUGUAAAUCUCAUAUCUCGACAGUUCACGGAAGAAGCAGCUCAAUAAGCGCCUAUUAUUCGUCUUCUUUCUUUUUUUUACUUUUUCCUUCUUAUUUGCCCUUCAAGAUUUUCCAAACCUCCCUUUCAUCUCUCCCUGUAUCUCAAAUCCACUGAGUGCUAUACUUCAUGAGUCCUACUUUCUCUUCUUUAUAGAAUCUUUGAAUCUUUUGAAACUUAUUUAUGAUCUGACAUUUCUUUAAAUUAUUUCACGUUGCAUGACACCUUUGUUGAUGUUGUUUUUGUUCAUUCAUUGCAACUCUGCUCCACCACUCUGAUUUCUAGAUGUUCAACGGUUGGCUUAGCUUUUACAUGGCUCAUGUACAACUAGUACAAAUAAAACAAUUUCUCCGUU
This is a messenger RNA of Macrobrachium nipponense, 1329 nucleotides long. RefSeq names its product larval cuticle protein A3A-like. The coding region runs from base 135 to 467 and encodes 110 amino acids. The transcript is spliced from 4 exons. NCBI's taxonomy places the organism in Eukaryota, Metazoa, Arthropoda, Malacostraca, Decapoda, Palaemonidae. Gene Ontology annotation, cellular component: extracellular matrix. The record is from RefSeq and is a predicted model, not a curated record.